GCUGCUCCUCUCCGCCUCUCUCGCCGCCACUUGGGCUGAGAGCGGACCGGCCGCCGGCGAUGGGCCGGGGAUGUUGGCCAGGAAGGACCUCGUCCCCGAGGAGUACGUGCUGCGGCUGGUGGAGGACGUGUCGCGGCCGCGCUACCGGGAGAAGCAGCGCAAGGUGCGCUUCAUCAACAAGAACGGCGCCUGCAAUGUCGCGCACACCAACAUCCGAGAGCAGGGCCGCUUCCUGCAGGACGUCUUCACCACGCUGGUGGACCUCAAGUGGCGCCACACGCUGCUCAUCUUCACCAUGAGCUUCCUGUGCAGCUGGCUGCUCUUCGCCAUGAUCUGGUGGCUGAUCGCCUUCGCGCACGGCGACCUGAACGGCGCGGCGCCGCCCGCCGUGCCCUGCAUCACCAGCCUGCACUCCUUCACCUCGGCCUUCCUCUUCUCCAUCGAGGUGCAGGUCACCAUCGGUUUCGGCGGCCGCAUGAUCACCGAGGAGUGCCCGGCCGCCAUCACCGUGCUGAUCGCGCAGAACAUCGUGGGCUUGGUCAUCAACGCCAUCAUGCUGGGCUGCAUCUUCAUGAAGACGUCGCAGGCGCACCGGCGCGCCGAGACGCUCAUCUUCAGCAAGUUCGCCGUCAUCUCGCCGCGGGACGGCCGCCUCUGCCUCAUGUUCCGCGUCGGCGACCUGCGCAAGAGCAUGAUCAUCGGCGCCGGCCUCCGGGUGCAGGUGGUGCGGCGGGCGGCCACGGCCGAGGGCGAGGUGCUGCCGCUGCGUCAGAUCGACGUGCUGCUCGACAACCCGGUGGGCGGCGGCUCCAUCUUCCUCGUCUCGCCGCUGAUCGUCGCGCACGUCAUCGACCGCUCCAGCCCGCUCUACCUGCUGACGGCCGCCGACCUGCAGCGCCAGGACUUCGAGGUGGUCGUCGUGCUGGAGGGCGUGGUGGAGACCACCGGCAUCACCACGCAGGCCCGCACCUCCUACCUGGCCGACGAGAUCCUGUGGGGGCACCGCUUCGUGCCGGUGGUGAGCGAGGAGGACGGCCGCUACUCGGUCGACUACUCCAAGUUCGGCAACACCGUCAAGGUGCCCACGCCGCCGCUCGGCGCCCGGCAGCUGGAGCAGGAGCAGGCCCUGGCCCAGGCCGAGGCCCAGGCCGUCGAGGGAGAAGGCCGGGUCGCCGCCUUUGACAUCUCGCCCGGGGCCAGGAGGAGGUCCUCGGCCGCCCACCUCGACGAUUCUUGACCCCCCCCCCCCCCCCCCACACAAGCUGAGCGGUGGCGGGGAGGAGACCCCCACCCGUCCAGAUCGACCCCACCCGCACCAGUCAGGCAACUCUCCCAAACUCCCUUCCCCACCCCCCUUCCCCCCUUCCCCCCCAAUCCAGGUUCCCCAGGGGCUUUUUGGCCAUUUUGCAUCCAAUAUAAACGUUUUGUAAUUUUGUAAAUAAGGGAAUUUUGCAAAAAAAAACAACCGUGAUCAGAGAUAUUAAACUAGGUCAUUGGUGGCGCUGGCGUGGUAGGUGGAAGUGCUGAAGUUAACAGUUCCCUAUACUUAACUAAGUAGCUAUUGAUCAACCGAGCGGCUAACUAUCGCGAAGCUCCGGGAACAGCUUGGGCAAAAUCCAGGCUCCAGUGGAGGGUUAAAAGGAACGUUGACACUAAAGGGCCAUUAGAUUUGACCUCGGAAUUGCAUCUUGAUUUGCAAACCACGAGCCCUACCAGCAAUAAACAAACACUCAGUGUGCACUUUACUACACUAUUUAGGUGGCUUUUAGUCCUGCCACAAGACAAUCACAGGAAUGUUCUGAUAAACACUUUUCUCAAAACUCAAAUACAAUGCACCUCUGGGCAACCAGAUAUAUGCUGAUAUUCACUCCUGCACAGAAUCACUCAGCCAGUAAUUCCCAAAAGAAAGUGUGGUUAACAUCUUUAAAUAAUUUCUUUUGUCCAUCUCCUAAUUUCUUGCCUUAAUGAGGUUUGGAGUAGUGUGUCUGCUUCUGAUGUUGAACAUAUGAAUGACGUGGCUGGUCCAUUGGAGCUGACUGAGUGCAGUUCAGACCUCAAUGCUGAGGAUAUUGGCCCAAGAGAAAACACUGACAUUGGUCUGUUUUUCCUACUAAUGGAUUGGACAUUGUUGGUUGUAGUCCUGCUGUAGGUAAUUACGUCUUGGAAGCAUACUGGAGGGUGGGAUCAUUGCUACCUGGUAGACCAUGAGCUUUGUUUCAGAUUUGAAAUCUUAAUCUUAAAAACACUUCUUCAGAUAACCAAAGGCUGAAGGCAUCAUGCACAGGUGAUGACAAAAUUCAUGCUGAAUGUAUGCUUUCAUAGAGAGGUGGCAACUGUUACACAAGAAGUGGUUCACAUUUUCUAUGGUUUUGGUGUGGACCUUUAUGAUCAGAGAUAGGGGCAGUUUUGGAUAGUGAAGCAGAUUGUUAGUGGACUGGUGCAGAUGUUUAAUGUAAGACCCAUUCUCAGGUAUGCUUCAGUGAACAAUUAACCAUGAUUUUGAGCUGGGCCUCUGAACAUACACGUACCAAAGUACCUUUUGCAUACUGUAGCUCAAUGCUGAAGGUUGGGGUGGUGGUGGAGUGGAGGUGACAUAGGUGACAUUUAUCCUGUAGAUACUCCAGCAGAUGAAAUGUAGCAUUGUAGAGAGAAAUAUUGAGAAGAGUGUUCAGGCAGUGACUCAGCCUUGUAUUAAUAGAUCAAUAAACCAAUCCAAUAUUGCACUUGCAUGCUGUUGCAGUCCCAUGCAUUUUCAUUCAGACCACUUUGCUUUUUAACCCUAUGAAAUGGCACUUCUGUCUAAAACUUUGUUUAUUCACCAAUUGUCAAAAAUGUUUUAAGUAAAAUUUUACAACUCAAAGGCUGAUGAAGCACAUUAUGGCAUUUUAUUCAUAACAUACAAAAAAAGCUUUGUAAACCAAUGACAAGUACCCAAGAAUAGCUGCAGCACUAUAGUGAAAAUUUGUAUAUUGAGGACUUGCUGUACUUUUAUUUCAUUAUUGUCAAACUGUUUCCUACCAUGCCCAAUUUACAAAGUAUUUAUAAACAAUUGAUUCAAAAAAAACUGAGUGAAGCAAUAAUUCAGCCUGUAAGUAUUGAAACUAUACUUGAGUGAUUGAAAUUAAACCACUAUAAUUGUCAUAAUUCUUAUACUCAAUAGCCAAGAAUGAAGAGGCCACCCAGGAAAGUGUCCUGAAAUGUGAUGACUCAAAAGAUAAAGGUUUAUCUAAACAUUAAAUCUCCUAAUCUUCUGUAUUUCAUUUGAACUUUUCAGAUGCAAAGGGUAGAUUCUUAAAGGAGGAUCAGUUACAAAUGAAUGUUCUUGAGGGUUUAGUUUGGAAAAGGAAGAAGAAUUGUGGCACCUGUUUCAACAGAGACUCAUUUAAAAGGUCCAUUUCCUCUGUAUUAAGGGUAAUUGGGUUUUAAUUCCUACUGCUUCUUAUUAAAGUAAUGAGAAUUUGCCAAAAAAAAAUGAUCAAUGUAAGCGUCUUUUUGACAAUAUCCUAACCAGAUUCCCAUGGUAAAUUUGUUCUUUAACUUGUGUAUAGCAGCCUAAUUCAGGACCUACACACAUAUACAUUGUAUCCAUAUAUACGAGGAAAGAUUCUGAGUAUUAUUGAUUCCCAUAUCAGGUGGUCCAUGAUAAUUAAAAGCAUAUACUUGGAGUACAACAGAGAAAUUAGCAGAGUUCCCAGAAUGGUGUGUGUUUUUUUUAAGAUUAUCACGAGGCAAUGUUUUCUUGUUUCACAAUCAAAGACAGCAGUAAACAUCGAGAACCAGUUGAUCUGACCUGCACCUGCAGCAUAAGUAUUCCCAUACAAAAAAAACAAUUCCACAAAAGGGAUGCCAGCUAAUUAUUGUACACACUUGUUAAUUCAUUUUACAGAGAUUUUCAGGUUAAAAAGUUUAUACAGUUGCUGUUUUAUUGUUUUCUGAAUCAAUAGCUAGAUUGUAAAUAUUGCCAAUACAUUAAGCUUUAAUGAGCCACAAAUUAUAGUUUUCAUAAGGAAAUAGACAGAAUUAACAUCCAAAGUUCUAUAAAGAAAACUGAAAUAUCAUGAAAGUGUGUAGCUGACAUUGCAUAAGUUAAUGGUGCUAAACAAAUAUCUAUGAAAAUGCACUGUAUAUAAAAUAGACACAUUAAUUUCAUUAUUAAAAAUAAAAUUUAAUUUCUACAAAUUAUUAUGUUUCACAUCUGCAAGGACUACCAUUGAAGUGUCAUCCAGAAAAUCUUAAAUAGCCGAAACAAUUGACAAUAUCCCAGAUAAUGAUCCUAAGAAAUAGUUUUAGAGAUCUUAAUAUCUAUUUCAAACAAGAUCUCAGCAGAAGGGCUCUAAGAAAGAGAAAACUCUUCUGUAAAUAGAAUAGGUGACAAAAGUUUCCAGAAUACCCCAUGGAGAUAAUCUUUCUUUCAGCUACAUCAAUAGUAUUGUUUAAGGUACCUACACAAUUACUAAUCCACAUCAAAAACAAACCUUUGCCUGAAAGUUUGAUAUUUUAAAAAAAUAAAUCAUUUUUAAAUACAAAUAAUUCAGUUCUCAAAUAGAAACCGGUUAAUCUAACAUUUCGUCAAGUUACCCAUGAAAUUCUUAUUUUUUUUUAAUCAUAGCAUUAGUUCUGAACAUGUUGCAUGUUCUGAACUAUAACAAUUCCCUAUUUAUUCAGUACAAUGUUGAUGGAUUCUGAUUUAUGGUUCACAGGUUAAAUUUAGUUACAUUACCAUACUACAGUAAAUCAAGUUUAGUCAGUCUGCUUUUUCCUUUGAGGUUAUAUUAUUGUCUUUUGAUUGCCAACCCUAAACUCAUUUAUUUUUGGCCAAAUUAUAUUUCAUUAAAAUGUCACAAUGUUUGAAUUGCUUUUUAUUUAUUACGGUUAAAAAAAUAUUCAGCAGAUCGAUGGGCUGAGAACUCAAAAUCUGACCUCUACAGUCAAACUACUGUAAUUACAGAUUAAAUAACAUACCACAGUUUUGCAGGGUGGAACUUAAGUGUACAAUUUGGGGUAAGCAAAGGCUGCUAAAUUCUGGUUAAUUUAUUAGCAUAUUGUGUGUAUAUAUAGUUAUAAAAAUAAGUGAAGCCUCUCAACUUGUUAGCUUUUCUGUUUGUUCUUUACUGUUCAGAAAUUUAAUCUUCAGAAGUGCAAGGGAAUAUUUUCAGCUUUAUUAUUUACCAUUUGAAAUUCUCUGCCUUUCUGUCCUAGCACAUUAUUAAUAAAAGAUCUAUCCAAAAUGCCAACUUUACAAAAUCUGAAGUCUUGAAUUUAUUGAACUGAUUAUAACUAGGAUUAUGCAUUUGUUUUGGAGAGUGCAGUUUCUCCCUGCGGUUCUGAGAGUUUCCUCCAGAUGUUCUUGUUUCCUCCCACAUCCCAAAGGCAUACUAGUUGGUAGUUAAAUCCCCUUUUCUUUAGGUGGGUGGGAAGUUGAUAGGCAUGCAAGGGAGAACAAGGAAAUAAGUGGAGGAAUGCGAUUGAUGGGAUUGUAUUGAGAGCCUGCAUAGACCCAAUGGGGUGAAUGGCCUCCUUCU
Molecule: messenger RNA, 5522 nt
Organism: Pristis pectinata (smalltooth sawfish)
Lineage: Eukaryota; Metazoa; Chordata; Chondrichthyes; Rhinopristiformes; Pristidae
Product: ATP-sensitive inward rectifier potassium channel 11-like
Exons: 1
Coding region: 71-1237 (388 amino acids)
Biological process (GO): regulation of monoatomic ion transmembrane transport; potassium ion import across plasma membrane
Cellular component (GO): plasma membrane
Molecular function (GO): ATP-activated inward rectifier potassium channel activity
Source: RefSeq, a predicted model, not a curated record